Molecule: messenger RNA, 663 nt
Organism: Cyclospora cayetanensis
Lineage: Eukaryota; Apicomplexa; Conoidasida; Eucoccidiorida; Eimeriidae
Product: calcium/calmodulin-dependent 3',5'-cyclic nucleotide phosphodiesterase 1A
Exons: 5
Biological process (GO): signal transduction
Molecular function (GO): 3',5'-cyclic-nucleotide phosphodiesterase activity
Source: RefSeq, a predicted model, not a curated record
CGAAAUAACAACUUCUUUGUGGCGGAAAUGUCGGCACUGAGCAUCCUGUUCAACGACGCCUCAGUACUCGAGAAUUUUCACUGUUCCCUGACCUUUCGAGUUCUUAAUGAUUCAUCCUGCAACCUUUUCGCCCUCCUAUCAGAUGCAGAAGCUCGCGAAGUGCGGUCCAAGAUAAUCGAACUCAUUCUGGCCACAGACAUGAGGACACACUUCGAGUUUUUAAAUCGAUUCCGUACUAUCCGGGGCUCAGAGCAGUUUAACUUUAAGAAGAACGAGGACGAUCGAUGGCUGGCGGCAGAGUUGUGCAUGCGAGCAUCGGAUAUUGGGCAUGGCGCCCUCAAGUGGAAACAGCAUUUCGAAUGGACGGCGCGGGCAACGACAGAAUUUUAUCUUCAGGGGGACGAAGAGUCCCGUUUAGGCCGGACAAUGUCACCUCUCUGCGAUAGGGAGACUCAUGCACAACUGGCGACUAGUCAGCUGGGCUUCCUCCGUCACGUUGUACGGCCUCUUUUCGUGGAAUUGGAUGCUAUCGAGAAGCAAAAGACAAUCACUGAUGCUCUGAAGAACUUGGAUGACAACUGCGAGCAGUGGGAAAAGCUUGGCGAGGCAGAGCAGUUGAUCGUUUUUCCUCAGCCUGUGCGUGAACAAGAGGCUACCUUACAG